GGCUUGCAGGAGGAGAAAUAAAAUUGUGAGUGAAGAGAAAGAGAAGAGCGAAGCAGAUUGGUGAUGCCUGAGCCUGUCUGUAAUUUGGCAAGUAACCGGCGACUACAACAUGUUUUAAAAGUAACCGUGGGGAGAAUGUGCGAUUGACUCGUGGGGACAAGGGACUCAAACUAGUCUCCGUACUUUUGGUUUGGCUGACCCAGUCAAGUCAGCUGCUUCCCCUGACAAACAAACAGAUUAAUAUAUGUCCUAGACAUCUUUUUUUAUUACUUCUAUAUCUUUGUUAUCAUCAUCAUCAUCUCUUUAUUCUUGUUGAUUCACUGGUAUUGUACUUGAGAGGAAUUGAUAUAUGAAUUGAAUUGAAUUAAUAUAUGAAUUUACAUACACAUGUCCUCUCUCUGUCAAGUUUCAACUCACAGGCCUCUUGUUCAUAAUGGGAUCAUCUAUAUUUUUCAUGAUUUAACUAUGAUAUUCAAUUAGCUUUGCCUCUGCAUCUUCUCCUGUUACAUGUGCUGCUGCUGUAGCAGCUCCUUUCAUUCACAAAACCAGCCACUGGGUCUGGAUUGUUUUUGUGUGGGGGUUGACUAAUGGGUGGACUUUGCUCCAAGAGACCUCAACAAUUCACGCAUGGGAACCAUAGUCCUAGCGGUGCUUCUAAUGUGCUUUCUACCACUCAACCCUUGCCUGUUCAAGAGAAUACCGAUUCUGCGUUCUCCUCCUCCGCUCGACAAAGCGUUGAUAAUAAAUUAAGAGAGCCUUUUUCAUUCCCUAAUGUCAAUGCCAUAUCCCAUGGAAUGAAUGUGGAUGAUUACAAUGAUGGAAUACCUACAAUUUCUAGCACAUUGUCGAGCAAUUCUGGGUCAACAAUAUCUAAGCCACUUACAGGUGCCAAGGUUUCAGAAGUAGGUGGAAUUCUUGGAAGAGCUGGAACUGCUGGGUUGGGGAAGGCUGUAGAAGUUUUAGAUACACUUGGCAGCAGCAUGACAAAUUUGAACAUCAGCAGUGGUUUUGUAUCGGGCGUGGCAGCAAAGGGAAAAGAGCUUUCUAUUUUGUCUUUUGAAGUUGCAAACACUGUUGUUAAGGGUGCUAAACUUAUGCAAUCCCUUUCAGAGGAAAGCAUUAGAUAUCUCAAAGAGGUGGUACUACCUGCGGAAGGAGUGCAGCGCUUAAUAUCAAAAGAUACAGAAGAGUUGCUGAGAAUUGCUGCAUCUGACAAGAGAGAUGAGCUGAAAAUAUUUUCUAAAGAAGUGGUCCGUUUUGGAAAUAAUUGCAAGGACCCUCAGUGGCAUAACUUGGAUCGCUAUCUUGAAAGGCCGGGUUCGGAACUUACCCCUCGAAAACAGUUGAAAGAAGAGGCAGAUAUUGUGAUGCAGCGAAUGUUAGCUUUAGUCCAGUACACAGCCGAGUUAUACCAUGAGUUGCAUGCAUUGGACAGAUUUGAACAAGAAUAUCGGCAUAAACUUGAAGAGGAGAACAGCUCCAGUGCUUCUCAAAGAGGAGACAGCCUUGCAAUUUUAAAGACUGAACUGAAAAGUCAAAAAAAGCAUGUGAGAAGUCUGAAAAAGAAGUCACUUUGGAGCAAGAUACUAGAAGAGGUAAUGGAAAAGCUUGUGGACAUUGUACACUUCUUGAAUACGGAGAUUCAUAAUGUUUUUGGGAGUGCUGACGGAGAUAGACCAGCAAAAAACAACCAUCAGAAGCUAGGAUCGGCCGGCCUUGCAUUACAUUAUGCAAAUAUCAUUACACAAAUUGACACAAUGGUGGCCAGACCAAGUUUCAUUCCUCCAAAUACAAAGGAUGCUCUAUAUCAUGGAUUACCACCUAAUGUUAAGUCCGCAUUGCGUUCUAAGUUGCAGUCAUUUCACCCCAAGGAAGAGCUUACUGUUCCUUUAAUCAAAGCUGAAAUGGAGAAAACAUUGCAAUGGCUUGUUCCUAUUGCUACUAAUACUACCAAAGCUCAUCAUGGAUUUGGUUGGGUCGGUGAAUGGGCAAAUGCCAGGUCUGAGGUUGCUAAGACUCCUGGCCAGAGUGAGUUUAUUAGAAUCGAAACGCUUCACCAUGCGGAUAAAGAAAAAACCGAAUCAUAUAUUCUUGAAUUGAUUGUGUGGCUUCACCAUCUUGUCAACCAAUCAAGGGUGGAUAAUGGAGGUUUAAGAUCCCCGGUAAUAUCCCCAAUAUGGUCCCCUAAUCAGAGAACAAUUCAUAUGACACACAUACCCAGCCCUCAGUCACCGACACUAACAGCCGAGGACCAGGAGAUGCUUCAGGACGUAACCAAGAGGAAACUAACACCCGGAAUAAGUAAGAGUCAGGAAUUUGACACUGCAAAAAUUACGUUAAGUAAGCACCUCAGGCUAAGUAAGAGUAGCAGCCACCCUCCAACUUUUAAAAGCCACAAGGAUCCCUGCUCUACAAAAAGGUCCUUGCAUGCUCCCGUCAUCAACUUUGAUACUGACAAAAUCAAAGCCUUGGAUGUAAUUGACCGGGUCGACAGUAUAGGAAAUUAUGAAUCUGGGGGAUGAAGCGUAUAGGAUCUGAAGCUAGAAGGCUUUGUAUUAUAAAUAUAUGGUGAACAAAAGACGGGAACUUAUAAUUUUUGGAUGUGAAUAUAAACAAUGUUUAUAGUUA
This is a messenger RNA of Daucus carota subsp. sativus, 2628 nucleotides long. RefSeq names its product protein PSK SIMULATOR 1. The transcript has 13 exons. The record is from RefSeq and is a predicted model, not a curated record. The coding region runs from base 588 to 2522 and encodes 644 amino acids. Gene Ontology annotation, biological process: positive regulation of growth. NCBI's taxonomy places the organism in Eukaryota, Viridiplantae, Streptophyta, Magnoliopsida, Apiales, Apiaceae.